AACAUAGUAAUUUUGUACGAGUGUUUUAGGGUUUAUGUAUAUUCCAUGUGAGUUAUAAGCGCCACCGCCGGUCUCACUCGCCUUCUCCUGCAGGUUUUCGAUCUUCACCUCCCAACCACCGUCAAGGGCUUUUCAUUUCAAUCGACCAGAAAAAUGUCAGGAGAUGAAGAAGUUGCUGUUCCUGUUGAGCCUGUUGCAGUUGCUGCAGCUCUAGGUGAACCAAUGGACCUUUUGACAGCCUUGCAACUUGUGCUGAGGAAGUCAUUGGCUCAUGGUGGGCUCACUCGUGGACUGCACGAGGGUGCAAAGGUCAUUGAGAAGCAUGCUGCACAACUCUGCGUUGUAGCUGAGGACUGUGACCAGGCUGAUUAUGUUAAGCUGGUCAAGGCACUAUGUGCAGAUCAUAAUGUUAAGCUUAUGUCAAUUCCUAGUGCUAAAACCCUUGGAGAAUGGGCGGGUCUUUGCAAGAUUGAUUCAGAAGGAAAGGCAAGAAAGGUGGUUGGUUGCUCCUGUGUUGUUGUGAAGGAUUUUGGUGAAGAAUCGGAAGGUCUUCAUGUUGUUCAGGAGCACCUCAAGUCCCAUUAAAUUAAAAACGUUUUGAUUUCGGCCUGAUGUUCUUUAGGUGCUUGGUUAUGAUAUCAGUGGUAUGUCCCAAUCAUAUAAUACUGCGACUUCGUUAUAAGAUUUUGAUUUCAGCAUGAUAUUUCAGUACGCCCGAAAGAAUUUUACAAUUUUGUAACUGUUUUUUCUUCAAAUGAAAAACUAUCGUUGUCUUAAACGUG
Messenger RNA from Malus domestica (apple), 782 nucleotides. Its product is annotated as small ribosomal subunit protein eS12-like. Gene Ontology annotation, molecular function: structural constituent of ribosome. NCBI's taxonomy places the organism in Eukaryota, Viridiplantae, Streptophyta, Magnoliopsida, Rosales, Rosaceae. Gene Ontology annotation, biological process: translation. Gene Ontology annotation, cellular component: ribosome; cytosolic small ribosomal subunit. The record is from RefSeq and is a predicted model, not a curated record.